AUGCCUCCAGAGUCUCCUAGAAACGGUGACAAAACCAUGUUCAUCCACAAAGAUUUCUCACUAGGAAAACCCCACAAACGACUACAGAUGGUGUUCCGAGCCAUAUAUUUUGUUGUUUUUCUCUCCAAGAAAUCCCAAACCCUUUCCAGGGUUCUACGCAGCCCAUCUUACGUUGCCAUUGAUGUUCAACCCAACGACGAUCACUUCACCUUCCGGGAUAUCGACCCAAAGCCACUUUCUGACCUGGUGAGAGACAAAAACUUUGAUGGCCUCCUUCAAUAUGGAGGGGUGAAAGAAAUUGCUGCAAUUCUUGAAACUCACGAAAAAGCUGGUAUCAGUGGCAACAUGAAUGACAUUCAGAACAGAAUCGAUGUUUUCGGGUCGAACACGUACCAGAAGCUGCCUGCAAAAGGUUUCCUCAGUUUCGUGAUCGAAGGUCUCAAAGACACCACCAUAAUCAUACUUCUGGUGUGUGCAGUAUUGUCUCUAGGGUUUGGAAUUAAGCAGGAUGGGCCAAAAGAAGGGUGGUAUAAUGGUGGAAGUAUAAUUGUUGCUGUUGUUCUAGUCGUUGCAGUCUCUGCCAUUAGCAACUUCAAGCAAAACAUACAGUUUGAGAAGCUUUCAAAAGAGAGCGGCGACAUAAAAGUGGAAGUAGUGAGACAAGGGCGGCGCCAACCCAUCUCAAUCUUCGAACUUCUUGUUGGGGACAUUGUUUAUUUAAAGAUCGGCGAUCAGAUUCCGACGGACGGGUUGUUCUUGGAUGGUCACUCCUUCAAGGUAGAUGAAUCUAGUAUGACAGGUGAAAGUGACCAUGUUGAGAUUUGUAACAUGAAUCCAUUCCUGCUCUCUGGUACAAUGGUGAUGGAUGGCUAUGGCCGCAUGCUUGUCACUUCAGUAGGCAUGAACUCCGCAUGGGGCCAGAUGAUGAGCUCGAUAACUCGAGAACUGGAUGAGCAGACACCUUUACAAGUUGGGCUUAACAAGCUCACUUCUUAUAUCGGGAAGGUUGGUUUGUUGGUGGCUUUGCUUGUUCUAGUGAUUUUGUUGAUCCGCUACUUCACGGGAAACACAGAAGAUGAAAGUGGGCACCGGGAAUUCAAUCGCAGCAAGACCAAAGCCAAUGAUAUAAUGGAUUCGAUUGUUCGUAUCGUUGCAGCAGCAGUAACAAUAGUCGUGGUAGCAAUUCCAGAGGGUCUCCCACUGGCUGUUACUCUCACUCUCGCUUACUCAAUGAAGAGAAUGAUGGCUGAUCAUGCCAUGGUUCGGAAACUCUCAGCUUGUGAGACAAUGGGUUCGGUAACUACCAUCUGCACAGACAAAACAGGCACACUCACAUUAAACCAAAUGAAUGUCAUUGAAUUUUUCCUAGGAAAAGAGGAAAUGAAGGAUAAGACAACUUCAGAGAUAGCCCCGAAUGUUCUCGAAUUGCUACAAGAAGGUGUUGGUCUAAAUACAACUGGUGAAGUCUAUAGACCAAUCUCUGCUUCAAUGCCACAAAUUUCUGGUAGCCCAACUGAGUCAGCCAUCCUCUCCUGGGCUGUGCUUGAGUUGGGUGUGGAUUUUGAUGAACUGAAGCAAGGUCAUGAGAUUCUCCAUGUUGAAACUUUCAAUUCAGAGAAGAAAAGAAGUGGGGUUUUGGUGAAGGAAAUAUGUCACAACACAGUUCAUACACAUUGGAAGGGUGCUGCUGAGAUGAUACUAGCCAUGUGUUCUAAUUAUUAUGUCAGAAAUGGUAUGAAACUAACCAUGGAUGACGAAGAAAGAGUGCAGUUUGAAACAGUAAUUAAAGAUAUGGCUGCUAAAAGCUUGCGAUGUAUCGCUCUUGCCUGCAAACAGUUUGCAAUAGAAAACCAACAGGAUACUGAAAAGCUCGAAGAAACCGGAUUGACCUUGUUAGGGUUGUUGGGGUUGAAGGAUCCAUGCCGACCAGGUGUAAGGGCAGCAGUUCAGUCCUGCAGAGACGCUGGAGUUCACAUCAAAAUGAUCACUGGAGACAAUGUGUUCACUGCAAAAUCUAUAGCCAAUGAAUGUGGGAUUAUCAAACCUGAUGAGGAUUUGAACAAUGCAAUAGUCGAAGGUGUAACAUUCAGAAAUUACUCACAAGAAGAAAGAAUGCAAAACAUUGAAAGAAUUCGCAUAAUGGCAAGAUCCUCCCCAUUUGACAAGCUGCUCAUGGUCCAAUGUUUGAAGCAAAAAGGCCACGUUGUAGCGGUAACCGGAGAUGGAACCAACGAUGCACCUGCACUCAAAGAAGCAGAUAUCGGGCUUUCUAUGGGGAUCCAGGGAACAGAAGUAGCAAAAGAGAGCUCAGAUAUUGUUAUCUUGGACGACAAUUUCACAUCUGUGGUAACAGUUUUGAAGUGGGGUAGGUGUGUGUACAACAAUAUACAAAAGUUCAUCCAAUUUCAACUCACUGUCAAUGUUGCUGCCUUAGUCAUCAACUUUGUUGCUGCACUAUCAUCUGGUGAAGUCCCACUAACAGCGGUCCAGCUGCUCUGGGUGAACCUCAUCAUGGAUACCCUAGGGGCCUUAGCCUUAGCCACCGAGCAACCCACUAAUGAUCUCAUGACAAAGAAACCUGUGGGUCGAACCGAACCGCUUAUUACCAAAGUCAUGUGGAGGAACCUCAUUGCUCAGGCCUUGUAUCAGGUAACAGUCUUAUUGAUCCUACAGUUUCAGGGAAGCACUAUCUUUGGUGUGGACAAUAAGGUCAAGGACACCCUCAUUUUCAAUAGUUUUGUCCUGUGCCAAGUUUUUAACGAGUUUAAUGCAAGGAAGCUGGAGAGUAAGAACAUAUUCAAGGGGAUACUGAAGAACAGACUGUUUCUAGGGAUUGUUGGGAUGACAAUAGUUUUCCAAGUGGUUAUGGUGGAGUUUCUGAAGAAGUUUGCUGACACUGAAAGGUUGAACUGGGUGCAAUGGGUUAUAUGCAUUGGAAUAGCUGCAUUGUCAUGGCCAAUUGGUUGGCUUGUCAAGUGCAUUCCUGUUUCUAGCAAAACACUUCUCAACCUGCCGACAAAUAGAGCUUUUGGAUCCUAA
Molecule: messenger RNA, 3039 nt
Organism: Ilex paraguariensis (yerba mate)
Lineage: Eukaryota; Viridiplantae; Streptophyta; Magnoliopsida; Aquifoliales; Aquifoliaceae
Source: the annotation of a GenBank genome assembly